This is a messenger RNA of Aspergillus neoniger CBS 115656, 398 nucleotides long. RefSeq lists its product as uncharacterized. The transcript has a single exon. NCBI's taxonomy places the organism in Eukaryota, Fungi, Ascomycota, Eurotiomycetes, Eurotiales, Aspergillaceae. The coding region runs from base 95 to 322 and encodes 75 amino acids. The record is from RefSeq and is a predicted model, not a curated record.
GGGAAAAGAAAUUUAGGGAAAAAAGGGAAAAAAGAGAAAAAUAAAAACCAAAGAGGAAAGAAAAGAAAAAGAGGGCAACAGAUGGGAUGGGCAAAUGUCAGACACUCUCGACGUGGGCGAUCAUGACCGAGCAGAAGGACCAAGGCGGUGGAGGGCAGACGGGAAUGAUUGCAGCGCCGCCGGCGCAGCAGCAGAUCAUGGGCGAAAGGUGGAGGCUGGGGCAGAAACAGCAAACGCAGGCGCCCCCGGGCUAAGCCUGAGGUUCUCUGCAGCCGCCGGGGUUUCUGGACCGCGACCGAUCCGCCUUUGGAAACCCGUUUAACUCGGUGGGCGGGGAGAGGGGGAAAGGGGAGGGAAAGAGAAAAAAAAUAAAAAGAAAUAAAAUAUUAAUAAAAAUA